CUUUUCUUACGUGUUACUCAGGAGCUGGUUGGAGCUAAGCGCACGGAAAUGAGUGACGUGGAUGAUUUAAGCAGCCCGAGAGAGAAUUGUACCUAACAGGUUAAUCUCAGGGAAUAAAUCCCCAAGGCAUCCCCAGCUACGCGCCCCGCUGCGUUGACUGGCGCACGAUUCUCGAAAUACAUUGACGUCCCUGCCGCGCCAUCUUUAGAAAACAGUGAGCUCAACACUGAAUGAAACUUAAUUUUCGUCGUUUGAGAGGACUGCUCGCUGUGUUUGAUCAGUAGAGGUCAUGGGGAUCAAGGUUCAGCGCACUCGGUGCUUCCUUGACAUUGGAAUCAGUAAUGUGCUCGUCGGCAGAGUUGUGGUAGAAUUAUUUUCAGACAUCUGUCCCAAAACUUGUGAAAACUUCAGAUGCCUCUGCACAGGUGAGAGAGGCAUUGGUAAAGGAACUCAGAAACCCCUGCACUACAAAGGAUGCCUGUUCCAUCGAAUUGUGAAAGACUUUAUGAUUCAAGGAGGAGACUUCAGUGAAGGCAAUGGAAGAGGAGGCGAAUCCAUCUAUGGAGGCUUUUUUGAAGAUGAAAGCUUUGCCGUUAAACACAACAAGGAGUACCUGCUGUCUAUGGCCAAUAGAGGCAAAGAUACAAAUGGAUCACAGUUUUUUAUAACAACAAAACCCUCACCACAUCUGGAUGGUGUCCAUGUGGUUUUUGGUCAUGUGAUUUCUGGCCAAGAGGUUGUUCAAACCAUGGAGAGCCAGAAAACAGACCCUAAUAGCAGACCAUAUGCUGAUGUGAAGGUUUUGAACUGUGGAGAGCUCAUCCCUAAAUCUAAAGCAAAGAAAGAGGAAAAAAAGAGAGAGCGAGCCUCUUCCAGUUCCAGCAGUAGCUCCAGCGACUCUGCGAGCUCAUCAGCAUCCUCCUCUGAUUCUGAAGAAUCUGAGAAAGAAUCAAAGAAGAGGAAAAAGAAGGCGAAAAAGCUAAAAAAGAAGCAUAAGAAGGAAAAGAAAAGGUCAGAGGCUGAAAGUGCAGAAGAGAAAGAACAAGAAGAGUUGGUUACAUCUACUGUACGUCCUGAAGAAAUUCCACCCAUCCCAGAGAACCGAUUCCUCAUGAGGAGGAGUCCCCAGGCGGUCCAGAAGUCAAAAGAGGAGGCUGAAAAGGAUCCCCGAAAUAAAGAUGAAAGGCCAAGAGAGAGUACUGGCAUAACAUUUAAUUCUCAGUCAGCAUAUCACAGAAGACUAGUGAUGACGCGAUCCGGGAGGAAGAUAAAAGGCAGGGGUCCAAGGCGGUAUCGGACUCCGUCGCGCUCUCGUUCAAGGUCCAGAGAUCGUUUUCGGCGCAGUGAAACCCCUCCACACUGGCGUCAGGAGAUGCACCGUCAGAGGAUGAGGCCAGUCACUGGAGAGCGCUGGAUCAAGGGUGACAAAGGUGACAUGAAUGAGGACAAGGAGGAGGCUGCUAAAGCUCCAAGAAGAGAGAGACGGACCUCCAACACAAAGCAAGAACACACAACUGAGGGUAAAAAACCCAAGAAAACUCAUAGAUCCAAAAGCAAAGAAGAGGACGAUGUUGAGAAGGACGAGAAGCAUAGCAAACACAAGGCAAAGAAAAGAGAGAAAUCUCGAAGCCGCAGUAAAAGCAGAGAAAAGAGUAGGAGGUCAAAAAGCAGAGAGAAGGCUCACAAGCACAAAAGUAAUGACAGAAGAGGUCGCUCAAGGAGCAAAGACCGAAAUGCUAAUAAGAAAGAAAAGGAGUCAGAAUCUGAUCACAACAAAGAAAGAAAUAAGGGUCAUGAGUCGGAUAAAAAGCAUAAAGAGGAUACCAAAGGAAGAAAUGGUGAGAGAACUAGGGCAAAGUCACAAAGCAAGGAAAAAACAGCCACAAAAGAUGGGCACAGAUCAAGUAGCAGGAAUAGGGAUAGGAGUGGACCUGCAGUAUCAAAAGACAAGGAAGAAAAACGAGAAAAAGACAGAGAGAGGGGCAGAGAACGUAGCAGGAGUCAGGAAAGACGACACAACAGUGAAAGGGAGAAUAAGAGGCGAGGAACAUCCAGGGAUAAGGAACAUCGAACAAGAAGUCCAGACAGAAACAAGCCUAGAGACGCGCACAGAAGCAGGCGCUCCAGGAGCAGGAGUAACAAGAGAGACCACAGCAAAGAUGGGUCAUCUCAUAGAAAGGACAAAGACAGAGAAGCUGCCAACCAAAGGCGAAGACGUGGCAGCAGCUCUGAGAGUGAUAGAGACGAGAAAAGGAAGAGUCAAAAGAGCCCAGAUUCCAAACGGAGCCGAGCAAAAAGUACCUCUAAAUCCAAAGACAGAAAAAGCCCGGCCAAACCAAGACCAGAUAGUACAAAAGGCAAAGACAGAAACAACAGCAAGAGGAAUAAAUCAAGCACUAGCUCUAGCUCUGACAGCGACUGAGCCUGUGAUGAUAUCCUAACGGAAUAGAUGGGAGUUUUGAAGUCCCUAUUUUAUACCCAUUACACAUGUAGUAUGCAGCAGCAGCUUAGUGGGACUCAUUCACAUUCCUCAUUCAGUGCAGUUCAGCCAAAGCUAACAUGAUUGUACAAAGGUCUGUCAAAGCUAAUUCCCAAAACUGUUAAGAAGUGUGAGUUAAACUUGCAAUGACAGACUAGCAGCAUCAUGUGAGCUUUGGCUGAACUAUGGGCCUCAUUUUGGCACUGAAUGGAAAAUGCCCCCAUUAAGUGCAUGACACUGUUGAUGGGUAGCUGAAGCUGCACUGCAGCCAGUUUAGAGAGAAGGAUUUGUGACUGAAAAACAAAACUCACCUACAGUGUGUACUGCAUUAGCAGCGAGUGGAAAAGUACCAUGAAUUUUUUUUAUUAUUAUUAUUGUUUGUGACCAGAGGAAGUCAGUUUAUGGGCUGUUUUUGUUGUUUUUUUUAGUUCAUUGGUAAAUUAUAUUUUGGCUUUAUAAUAGUUACAAUUUCAGACUGUUUGUAAAAAUAAAAAAAUACUCAAUAUUUUACAGCAAAAGAGAUUCUUUUUAAUGUCUUUUUCCCCCCGAGGACAUUUUCUCCUGGAAUUUGUUUUAAUGUUAUUUGACGCAGUGGGUUUAGGGGAUAAGGACUGUCUUUAAGUUUGGAAAAUAUCUGUUACUUGUCAAGUUAUUUUUACUACAACAAGCAAUCUGGAAGAGAACACUCAUCAUUUCUUGCAUGCUUAUCCCUGCCAUCGUUAGAUGAAAUAUGUACUUCUUUUUUUUUUUGUACAUCCACGACCUUUUACUGUAAUCCUGUUUGUUAACCAGUUUUGAGAUACCUCUGGUUUGUUUUUUGAAUGGAAAAAAUGUAAUGCUGUACGUACAACAUAAAAUCAAUUUGUAUAAAUUGUGUUUGUGCAAGUUGGUUUUAACAAGAACUCGACUGCAGUGUAGAAUGUAAUAAAAGGCUCAAACUUGGAUUUUAA
Molecule: messenger RNA, 3429 nt
Organism: Siniperca chuatsi (mandarin fish)
Lineage: Eukaryota; Metazoa; Chordata; Actinopteri; Centrarchiformes; Sinipercidae
Gene: ppig
Product: peptidylprolyl isomerase G (cyclophilin G)
Exons: 13
Coding region: 290-2422 (710 amino acids)
Biological process (GO): protein peptidyl-prolyl isomerization; protein folding
Cellular component (GO): nucleus
Molecular function (GO): peptidyl-prolyl cis-trans isomerase activity
Source: RefSeq, a predicted model, not a curated record